UUUAGCCGCGCGUUUAACGCCUCCGGUGGGGCCGGCUCAGGGGACGCCAGUCGAGGCGGCCGCCAUGAGCGGGGAGCGGGACCUGUUCGAUGCUAUUACGACGGCCGAAGAGAGGUAUCAUGAUGAAGGCUAUCAUGAAGGUUAUACAGAAGGCAGUUGUUUUGGUAUAACAGAAGGAAGACACUAUGGAGUAAUUCAUGGUGCCAAAAUUGCUUUAGAGAUUGGAAACUACCAAGGUUUUGCACUUACUUGGAAGUUUCUUCUGAGCAAAGGUACAACUGACAAAGACAGCAAAAGAAUGAAGAUCCUAGAAACAUUAAUAGGGAUGAUUCAGAAAUUCCCACUUGAUGACCCUACUUAUGACAAACUUCAAGAAGAUUUAGAGAAAAUUAGAGGAAAAUUUAAACAGGUUUGCUCAUUGCUAAAUGUUCAACCCGAUUUUAGAGAUAAGUCAGGUUGUUCUGCACUGUCAUUUUGAGCAUAAGAGAUGUACUGAGAUGAAGCAUUAAAGGAACAAGUAUCUGUGUAUAUUGUGUUUACAAAUGAGAUUAAAGUCAAAGCAAUGCGUGAUUAUUCAUUGUCCUGAAGGGUGGGUUACAGUUUUGCUAGUGAAAAGACUUCCCUCCUAGGUUUUCAGAUUACAGUCUUCAGACCCUUUCUUUGAAUCCUGUAUGUGCAGGCCUAUCCUCUGUUAAAGGUUUGCUGGCCUGGCAGUUUAAAAUAAGCCUAAUUUAGAAAACAUUUACUCAGUUCUGAUUAAUUUUGUUGGUUUUCCUUAUUGGUUUUCCUAAUCCUCUGCAGAGGAGGCUGUGCAGUCUUCUGAAUCUGAAUAGACUCUCAUAUAGGUUUUUUCCCCAUGGAUUUUAGCAUCUGUAAAAGUAAUAUAUGAGCGCUUGAGUGGGUAAUUAGAGUAACAAAUCCAAAUGACUGAUGUAAGAAAACUACAGAAUUCCAUUAACUGAUUAUUAGUUAUUGAAUAGCAGGGAGACAGGAAAACUUGGUUAGUAUAUUAUUUCAUUGGGUUAUGGAGAAUGCCAUCUGAUCCAUUAUAUUUUUAUAUUAGCAUAUGACAAUGACUAGGGAUAUAUUAUAGAUUAAUAUAUAUUCCUUGCCCCACGAGGAGCUUACAGUCUAGGAUCUGGAAAUGCAAGCAUUUAAUUAUUUUCCCCCAAAAUGGAUACGCUAUUUAGUUUGUUUUCAAAAGAUGAAAUAUAGUUGGUACAAAAUAUUCAUGUUGACACUAUUAAAAACAAUUAUUUUUAGAGACCAAUACAGGGUCAAUCAUAUUUAUAUGGUGAUUCAACACAUUAACAGGUUUAUCACUCAUGUGAAGUGUGUAUUUGUGAAACUAUUUCACCCAUUAUUCAUUUAAUUGGGCAUACAGAAUUCUUUUAAUUUUCAGUUGAAAAUAAGUUUGAAAAUGACUGUGCCAGAAAAGUGAAUUACAUUUAGUAAGGUAAGAGUCUUUUGUUAAGAAAACCGAAGCCUCAUUUUUAUCAUAAUUAUGGAAGACCUAGGUGAGCUUGACACUUCAAUCUCUUUCCUUUAAAAAAUUGCUUCCCUCUUGCUUUGCUCACAGUAAGUACUCUAUAAAUACCAUUGAUUGCUUGGGAGUUAUUGGAAGAACUCUUUUCCACGAUACCCUGUAAAUAGCCAAUUAAACAUGAUAUUGUCCAUAUUAUUCUUCAGGGGCUUGGGAAUAUGGGAGUUUUUUUAACAAAAAUUAUUUUUCUGAAUACUGUAUAUGUAAAUAAAUGCUACUUUUUUUAAAAGUU
Molecule: messenger RNA, 1775 nt
Organism: Ornithorhynchus anatinus (platypus)
Lineage: Eukaryota; Metazoa; Chordata; Mammalia; Monotremata; Ornithorhynchidae
Gene: LTO1
Product: LTO1 maturation factor of ABCE1
Exons: 5
Coding region: 65-478 (137 amino acids)
Source: RefSeq, a predicted model, not a curated record